Molecule: messenger RNA, 1206 nt
Organism: Danio aesculapii
Lineage: Eukaryota; Metazoa; Chordata; Actinopteri; Cypriniformes; Danionidae
Gene: spo11
Product: SPO11 initiator of meiotic double stranded breaks
Exons: 13
Coding region: 31-1182 (383 amino acids)
Biological process (GO): meiotic DNA double-strand break processing; reciprocal meiotic recombination; meiotic DNA double-strand break formation
Cellular component (GO): nuclear chromosome
Molecular function (GO): DNA binding; DNA topoisomerase type II (double strand cut, ATP-hydrolyzing) activity; ATP binding
Source: RefSeq, a predicted model, not a curated record
UUUCGACUACAACUCACUUACUGAAUUUCAAUGGCUUACCAGUUUACUGAGAUAGAUAAAUUGAGGGAAACGCUGUGCGAGAGUCUGGAAACGGUUGACAGAUGCCAGGAGGACAUCAACAGCCAGGAUGUGUUGACGCGCAUCGAGAAAGUUAUUGAGAGGAUUGUCAUCGGUGUAUCUAAAGGUGAAGCACCUGUGCUGAGACUUAUAAAUAGAUCCUGCUGGAACAAUGUCAGAUUUCAAAAGUCUGUUGGUUUGGUGCUGAAAGACGAUGUCUCUCCAAAGUAUCUUCAUUGUGGCAAACCUACAUCAGCCACCAAGUUUGCCCUGAUUUUGAAGAUCUUGUCUAUUAUUUACAAACUUGUACAAAGUGACUCCUAUGCAACUAAAAGAGACAUAUACUAUAAUGACCCACAGCUGUUUGGGUCGCAGAGGAUGUUGGAUUCCGUCGUGGAUGACAUUUCAUGCAUGCUCAAGGUUCCUCGCAGGAGUCUGCAUAUUCUUGCAACAUCGAAAGGCUUCAUCUCGGGUGAUCUGUGUUAUUUGGAGGAAGACGGCACAAAAGUGGACUGCAGUUCCAGCUCUAUAGCUGUGUCGGUGUCUUCCAACGUUAAUGGAAUCAGAAACAUUGUAUCAUCUGCAAAAUUCAUUCUGAUAGUGGAGAAAGACGCAACUUUCCAGAGGCUACUGGACGAUGACUUUUGCGCCAGACUUUCUCCCUGCAUCAUCAUAACUGGUAAAGGAGUGCCAGAUGUCAACAGCAGACUGAUGGUGAGGAAACUGUGGGACACGCUUCACGUGCCUGUCUUUGCUCUGGUGGAUGCAGACCCUCACGGCAUCGAGAUUAUGUGCAUCUACAAGUAUGGCUCAGUGUCAAUGGCCUUCGAGGCCCACAGUCUGACUGUCCCCAGUGUGCUGUGGUUGGGCCUCCUGCCUUCAGACAUCCAGAGGUACAGAGUGCCAGAGGAAGCUCUUAUUCCAUUUGCUAAAGCAGAUGAGAGAAAAAUCAGCAGUUUGAGGAGCAGAAGCUACAUCACCUUUCAGCCCACAUGGGAGAGAGAGGUUGAAACAAUGCUCAAUCUGAAGCGGAAAGCGGAGAUUCAGUGUCUUGCGUCCAUUGCUCCUCUUUUCCUCACGCGUGUUUACCUGCCAAAUAAACUCCGCUAUGGAGGCUGGAUAUGAGCAUCUGCUGCCCUCUGCUGGAAC